This is a messenger RNA of Mesorhabditis belari, 306 nucleotides long. The record is from the annotation of a GenBank genome assembly. Lineage: Eukaryota; Metazoa; Nematoda; Chromadorea; Rhabditida; Rhabditidae.
AUGGUGUGCUUUGAUUUACGGGCGUCAUUCGAGGAUACUCGCUUGUUGUGUACUGAAUGCGCUUAUGAAAAUUGUCGAUGGGCUGUCGAGAAGCAACAAUCCCAUGACUAUAUAUUCCAAGUUCUAAAGGAAAUUCCGGGAAAGGGACAAAAGCUGCAAGCAUAUCAAGGCAUAACUUGGACUUGCUUUUCAAUUAUGCUGAGCAAUCAAUGCUUACUUCAAUCCAACGACGAGACGCCUAUUUUAACACAAUGCAAGCGAGAGAUUUCAAACGAGGCUAUCUGGGAAGACAUCGUAACUUAUAGA